UUAUCCAUUUGUUGGGGAAAUACGGGAACUGCUUCAACUGUAUGGAUGAUGAUGAAGUAUGCUAUAGUCCUCCCUUCUUCUUCACCUCCUAAACUCGCCCGAUAUCCUCCCAUUUCCAUAGCUUUCCUCUCCACCUUCCACACUUUCAGCAAUCCUACUCCUACUCCACUCCUACCCACAUGGAGCCCACCCACACCUUGUUUCCGGCUCUCCUCGUCGGCCGACCGGACGGUCUCUGUUGCUUCGCCGGCGACGGAUGUUGAUGAUGAUGAAGAAGCUUUGGUGGACUCUGCUGCGGACGUGGUGAGGAAAUUCUAUAGAGGAAUUAAUGCUCAUGAUCUCGCUUCCGUGGAGGAACUCAUCGCCGACAAGUGCGUGUACGAGGACCUUGUCUUUCCCCGACCAUUCGUUGGUCGUGAGGAUAUCCUUCAGUUCUUCAAGAAUUUCAUUGGUUCUGUUAGCAAGGACCUCCAGUUUGUUAUUGAUAAGUUGUCCACAGAGGAUUCUUCAGCCGUUGGAGUGACAUGGCAUUUAGAAUGGAAAGGAAAGCCUUUCCCCUUUAGCAGAGGAUGCAGCUUUUAUGAACUGGAGGUCAUUAAUGGCAAGAGACAGAUAAUAUACGGGCGAGACAGUGUUGAACCUGCAAUCAAGCCUGGGGAGACUGCUUUGGUUGCCAUAAGAGGAGUAACUUGGUUAUUGCGGCAAUUCCCUCAGCUGGCAGACCGUUUAUGAUGAACACCAACUUUCUGUCUGUUUUUCAUUCCUAUUUGUUGAGGAAGUGGAGUAAAUAUGAUAAUAUGUUAUGUAUGUUCAAUUGGUAUAUAUGUAUAAAGGAGCUAAAUACAUGGCAUAUUUCUUACUCAAUACGAAAUCAGUAUAAGAGUCCAAA
Ziziphus jujuba (common jujube) is the source of this 889-nucleotide messenger RNA. RefSeq lists its product as uncharacterized. The coding region runs from base 46 to 732 and encodes 228 amino acids. NCBI's taxonomy places the organism in Eukaryota, Viridiplantae, Streptophyta, Magnoliopsida, Rosales, Rhamnaceae. The record is from RefSeq and is a predicted model, not a curated record. The transcript is spliced from 5 exons.